This is a messenger RNA of Eucalyptus grandis, 1625 nucleotides long. RefSeq lists its product as uncharacterized. The record is from RefSeq and is a predicted model, not a curated record. NCBI's taxonomy places the organism in Eukaryota, Viridiplantae, Streptophyta, Magnoliopsida, Myrtales, Myrtaceae. Bases 133 to 1245 code for a protein of 370 amino acids. The transcript is spliced from 5 exons.
GCCACUGUAGUUUUGAAACGACGCUUCUCUCUCUCUCUGCUCACUGUUCUCUGUUCUCAAAGAUCGAAACUUUGGCUCUCUGUCUUCUGUCUUCUCUCCUCUCUCUCUCUGCUUCUCCUUCUAUGAUUUGCAAUGCCGACGAGGAAAGACGCUUCUGAAGUCUCUUCGGACCGGCGGAAGUGGCAGAAGGUCUUCAACGCUUUCGUGGAAUUGCUCGGGAAUCAACAGGCACAGCUCCUGACCCUCGUCAGAGAGAGGAAGCUCCUGGAGGAUCGCAUCAAGAUGCAAAACAGGCGUUGGAACUCCGACGUUCGUUUUCUCAAGGACCGAAUCUCUCAGAUGAGGGGGACUCUGAAGCUGCAGGACAUGGCCCACUUUCUUGAGUCCACUAAGUUGGAUUUCGCCUUAGGCUUGAAGGAAAGGGAGGCUCUUUUGUACAAAUUGAAGUUAGAACAAGCGGAUGAUGAGUUGGCUGAUUUUAGAGGGUGCCUUGAUAGUAUUCCACAUAAGUGCCCUGAACUUGAGGAGAGUGCUCAAUUAAAUAACUCUGCAGAAACCAGAAACACAAGGAGAGGACUCAGAAGUAGUGAUAGGAGGUCUGGUAAAGAUGCCAAGGAAGCGCAAGAGGAGCGUACUCAUUUUCUGGAGGAAGAAAUAAAAAAGUUGAGGCUUGAGUAUGAUAAGCUCAUUUCGGAAAAGAAUUCCGAAGCAUCUGCAUUAUUGAUGGAGAAGAAGUUUGUAUGGCAUCAGUAUAACAUAUUGGAAAAUGACUUGAAUGAUAGAUUAAAGAGCAAAGGGGCUGAACUCGAACUUGCAAAUCAGAAAAUAUCCAAACUCCUUACCAGCAUGGAGAAGCUUGAAAUGAUGAACGGUGAGAAGGAUGAUACUAUUGCUGAGUUAAAGAGUAAAAUAGAUGAAAUGGAAGCCAUUUUGGGCAAACAAAACGAGGAAAUAGGCAGGCUUGCCCAAGAAUCUGAAGUCCUGAAGAAGAACAUGGUCACACCUGUCUUGAGUCGUUGCACGUCAAGAAAUAGAACCUCCAAAACGGAGGGAAAAGAUAGCGUUGCUCAUAAACGCUCUGUGGUUUUGAAGAAAGAAACAGGGCAUCCCCAAGUCCCCGAUUCUCUAAAAGAUUCCGAAAAGGGAACCGGAAGGUCGAAAAGGAAGGCCGUUGCUAUUGAAACUCCCAAGCUAUUCUCCUCCUCAUUUAAAGUACCCAAAUUGAAGGCCUCAGCCAUGAGAUGACGCACGACGCAUUUCCUUACUCUUAGGUAGGUUGAACUGUAGACGUUAUCGUUUGUACCUUAUUUGUCUAACACCGUUGCAGGUUCUGGCUGCAGUGUAUUUUAUCACCGUUUUCUGGAAGUCAAUUCGAUUGACCCUUUACAGGUUUAGUGAAGCAUUGUGUCCUUCCGAGUGAAUAUGCUUUGUAUAUGAGUCUUCAUGUUGAGUUCUCAGGCAACUCUGGACGACAUGAAAGAAGACAGUCAAUUCUUUUUGUCCUUUUCUUGUAAAUGUGUGCGUUUGCUCGCCAACGUGUCUAAAGAAUAGAUGCUCUGUAAUCUUCGCGAUGAAGAUAUCCAUGAUUGUAAUGCAAGAGUUCCCUAUUGCUUUUUUACCUCCCA